AUGGCGUUCAUUCGGAAUUUGGCACAGUCCCGGGGCAUUGGACCAAUGUCUUCUGACGUGGCGAGGUCAGAUGAGCCGUCAGCUGCAGUCCAAGGCCAACGGGAAAACGGGAAGGUCCCGAGGAGGAAGAAACAUCAGAACGGUGGGGAGGCUACAGAGAGGCGGCGGAACGCAUCAGAAAUCCAGGCCCAAAUCGAGAGCCUGACCAGGGCCGGGAGCCAGGCCCUGGCUCAGGAGCGUUGCGGGGAGGCCCUGACCGCCUUCAAGAAGGCCUUCCUGGCUUCGCUGGACAUAACAGAGCAGCAGGUGCAGAAGGCCUGUGCUUUCAACCUGGGUGCGGCCUACGUGGCCUCUGGUCGCCUCGCCAAGGGUGUGGACUUCCUGCACCGCUCGCAGCCGGACAAGGGCGGGGAGAGACAGGGCGACCUGCACUUCAAUCUGGGCCUGGCCCACGAGGGGCUGGGAGACUCGCUGGCGGCCAUUGAGCACUACCAGCAGGCCCUGGCCCACUACCAGAGCCGGCAGGCCCAGGGCGAGGCGGACACCCACAUGAAGCUGGCUGGUUGCCAGGCCCGGGCCGGGGAGCUGGGCCAAGCCGGCCGCUGCUACCGCAGGGCGGGCCUGGCCUACCAGCAGGCCGGGAGCCCGGAUCUGGCCGCUGUGGCCCUCAAUGAGGCCGCCUGCCACAUGCUGCAGUGCCGGCAUUUCACCGCCGGGGAGAUCGCGGAGGUGCUGAACGAGUGCCGGACCGUCUGCGCCAACAUCCAGAACAAGGCCCUCCUCGGGAAGCUGUACAACGACGUCGGGCUCAGCUACUCACAGCUGAAGAUGUUCCCCCAGGCAGCCGAGUGCUUCCAGGCGGCCCUCCCCUACUGCCAGCAGGGGGGCCUGGAUCGGCGGAAGGAGGCCGUGGUCCUUCAGAACCUCGGCGCCGUCUACAACACCUUGGGCGACUACAGCAAGGCACUGGGCUUUCACCAGAGCGCCGCGGCUUUGCACGGUUCACUCGGAAGCCGGAACGCUCAGGGCCAGUGCUUCUGCAACCUGGCCUAUGCCUACAGUCAGCUGGGAGACCACGAGGACACAGCAGAGAACUACCUACACGCACUGCAGGCAUUCAAAGAUACAGAUGAUUUCCACGGACAGUGGCAAGCUUGUGAAGGUCUCGGAGCUGCCAAGUUUCGCCUGGGAGAUCCCGAGAAAGCCAUUCUUUACUACAAGCAGGCCCUAGCUGCUCUGGGGAAAUCCCAGGAACCCAGUGGGUCAGCCCAGGAAAGGAUUGUAAACAAACUGACAGAUGCCAUUCAGUACAAGCUGUCCCUGAACAGUGUGUUGCCCCACGCCAGCGGUAUCCCACCCGCCAUGCCUUUGAAGUACCUACCUGGAAAUUUCCCUCGAACAUUGAAGGCUCCCGCUCCUGUCACCCAUGGACCAACAAACAGGCAUCAAAUGCAAAUAAUUCAACAGGGGGAGAACCGAACAGCCCCCGAGCCCUCCAGCUACCGGAGAACACAGCAGGUCCAGCGGGGAAGCUGCCAGGAUGGGUUCACUUCACGAGGACCUGCAGGCCCAGGCACCUCUGCCGCAGACACCGAGAAUUCGCUCAGCGGGGACCUGGCAGGUAAGGAGCAGCCGCAGAACUUUGGAUCUCUCACGUUAUCUACUUCGAUAAACAAAAGUCCCUCGCUGUUAUCAUACUGUAGAUUUGGUGGCCUCCUGGUGAGCUUGCUGCAGGUGUACCAGGCUUUGGUGAGGCCACACCGCGAGUGUUGUCUGCGGUUUUGGUCUCCUGGUCUGAGGAAGGACAAUCUUGCUAUUGAGGAAGUCCGGUGA
Molecule: messenger RNA, 1833 nt
Organism: Hemiscyllium ocellatum (epaulette shark)
Lineage: Eukaryota; Metazoa; Chordata; Chondrichthyes; Orectolobiformes; Hemiscylliidae
Product: tetratricopeptide repeat protein 24
Exons: 9
Coding region: 1-1833 (610 amino acids)
Molecular function (GO): protein binding
Source: RefSeq, a predicted model, not a curated record